Caenorhabditis elegans is the source of this 5290-nucleotide messenger RNA. RefSeq names its product Phosphatidylinositol 3-kinase piki-1 (gene piki-1). The record is from RefSeq and is marked reviewed. The transcript is spliced from 23 exons. NCBI's taxonomy places the organism in Eukaryota, Metazoa, Nematoda, Chromadorea, Rhabditida, Rhabditidae. Gene Ontology annotation, molecular function: kinase activity; phosphatidylinositol binding; 1-phosphatidylinositol-3-kinase activity. Bases 35 to 4858 code for a protein of 1607 amino acids. Gene Ontology annotation, cellular component: cytoplasm; phagocytic cup; phagocytic vesicle membrane. Gene Ontology annotation, biological process: animal gross anatomical part developmental process; phosphatidylinositol phosphate biosynthetic process.
UUUUCAGCUCGCAAACUGGGCGUGAAGGAGGAUUAUGAGCGACGAUGAAGAGCUCCAACUAGCCAUCGAAAUUUCAAAAAAAACGUUCAAAGACGAGCAGAAGCUGAGGUCGAACGACUUGGACUUGAUCCGAUUUGAGAGUCCUGAUGAGCCAGCGCGCCAGCGGAAAAUCAACCAGAUAAAGCAGUUGUACGAGGCGAAUAGUCCGGGACCUUCGUCCUAUUCGGGCUCACUUGCCACAAGCCCCAUUGAUUUCCGUCCAGUCUACAACGAGCCUCGUGCUGGACCGAUUCCACACUCGCAAUCAUAUCCGAGAAACUAUUUCCAAGACUGGUCUGCAAUAGCUUCCACGUCCCAGCCGCCGGCGUUUCCACCUCCACCGAGGCCUCCAAAACCAGAGCAGUAUAAGUUUCCACCGGCUCCAUCAGUUCCAUUGCUCCAUGAUCGCUACUUUGUCCCACCACCACCACCAGUGCCGCCAAGACAUUCGAGAGUCCAACAGUCACCUCCAGUGCCGAUACAUCCCACACCUCCAGUCUCUUCCACACCGCUCAGACAUUCAGCUCCAUCGUUCGCGUCGGACAGUCAGCAGUUUCUGUCCCCCAUUAAGCCAUUCGAAAUAAGUUUCAACUCGACAGUCGACACAUCGUCUAAUCAAACUGGCAGUCAUGAUCAUAGCAUUCAGUAUCAGCCGUUAACUCAUCUCUACGUGCCAUACGUAAUGCAUUCCCUCAACUCAUCGUACGGAGCUCUUCUCAAUGGUGACUUGAUUGAUUUGAGCGCUUUUGAGGAUAGCUCAAAUGCUUCACAAGACGAGAUCCGAAAAGAAUUCGACCCACUGUUCAUAUCCACUUAUUCCACCGACACACCCUCUCCAGACAACUCUAUGCCAGCUGUGAAUGCGUACUUUUCAAAGCCUAUUGAUGAACCAGAAUGUGUCGGUGGCGCCAAGCUGAUACAAGAGAACAUUGAAUUCCCGUCAUCCUCGUUUUGCCUCAUUGACUGUCCAAACGGAAUUGAGGAACAAGUGAAGAAGUUAUGCAAGAGGAACUUGAUUAGAAAGGAUAUGACUCCAGAUUUCUUUAUUGCACCCACCGUCGACUAUAUGGUCACUACAGCAAGUACAGUGAAAGUUGUAGUCUACAAAGAUCACAGCUGGAAAGCCAACAAAAGCAAUGGUAAAGCGAUGAUUUGCGCAAUUGACGAAAAGAUGGACAUUAUAACCACACAAGCGCUUUCCCUAUUUGACUCGGAGUUACCAACAGACAAAGAAUACGGGUUGAAGAUCUACGGUUUGAAUCAGUUCUUGUCAAGUGAUAGCCUGCUAGGAUCCAAUUUGUAUACUGGACAUUGCCUGCUGAAUGGCGACGAUGUAAAGCUAGAUUUAGGAGUUUUCGCGCCAAAUUCUCGAAUUUACGAGCAAACACUAGAAUCUUGGAAUUUAAUGAAAAGCCAAGUCAAAUAUUCAACAGUAGUGGACAAGGAAGAUGUGGAGAACACACUUGGGCACCUUGCAUCAGAAAUGAGUCAAUACGAGAUUGCCUUUAAUGAUGGAUCAACGUUGAAAUUGUCCUCUUCAUCUCAACGAGUAAAACAAGUGAUCAUGCUUCUCUGCAAGUGUCUUCAUGGAAUCGUCCCUGAGAAGCUUUACAACGAGAUGCAGAAAUACCUGGCAUCAACGACAGAGGAUCAACUCGUUCAUCAUCGGAAUGAUUUUUUGCGUGAGAUUCACUCAUUUUUGGAGCUCUACUGUCGGUGCACAGUGAGUCGAUACAAUAUUCCGCCGCUGCAAAUAAUUACGAAGCCAAAAGUGGAAGUGUUGUCGAAAAUGGACUUUUUGCAAAUUAUGCUCAACUCGGUGCAUUCUAUUCCGGAACAUUGGCAAAGUCAGUAUUCCGAGUUUUAUAUGUCAUUGGAUUUGUAUCAUGGAACGCAGGUGUUGGACGGGUUCAGUAACAAAGUGCCAAAAACGAUCAAAAAUGAUCAUUUUUUCCCGAGGAUUCCAUUGGACCUUUAUGCUAAAUUCAAACGACUCAACUUGUGCCAGUACCCUCGUGAAACUCGAAUCGUUGUUUCAAUUAGUGGAACCGUGAGAAAUAGUGCUCAAGCUGCGAACGAAUAUAAUCCUGAUAUUGUCAUGUUGGGAUAUUGCUCAGUGCCACUUUAUGAUGAGAAUUUAUUUAUGCGCCAAGGGCCUCUCUUCCUGCCACUGACACUUUUAAAGAAACAACCCAUGCUCAAGCCAUUUGGACCGUACCCGUAUAUCAAGGACGCUCGAGAUCCAAUUUUGAUCAUGAGUUUCAAAAUUUGGGACACUGAAAUCUACUUUCCAAAUGUCGUAAUUGAUAUGCAAUGUAUUCCACAAGACUUUGCAACGCUGGAUAUUGAGACUCAGGAGUACUUGUUGGAGUUGAUUGAAAAUCAGGAUACAUCGACGCUAGAGACGGAUGAUCAGGAUUUGAUUUGGCAGAAAAGAUUACAUCUGACAAAUCAGCCUGAAGCUCUUCCACUUGUGCUCUCUUCGCUUCAAGACUGGAGUUUUGGAUUUGUGAUGAGAGUUUAUCAGAUUUUGGAGGAAUGGGCGCCGCUUCGACCGGAGAUUGCAAUGGAGUUUUUGCUGCCAAAGUAUCCCGAUGAGCGAAUUCGAGCUCACGCAGUCCAGUCACUGGCUCGAGGUUCCACUGAUUUUCUCUACCACACCAUCCCACAAUUCAUUGAAGCACUCCGAUUCGAGCUCUACGAAAAGUCGGCGCUGGCCGAUUUCAUUCUAGAGCUCUCAUUUGUCAGCCUAGACUUCACAUUUGAAAUCUAUUGGCAACUCCAGCAACGCGUCGAUCAUUGUGCAGUUGACGAUCUUCCGUACGCGAUUCGAUGCCAGAAUCUGCAGCAGAAGAUGAUUGACGAGCAUGAGAAUCCGAACUUGAAGACUGACAUCAAGCUGCAACACGAACUAUUGAAUGAGCUGGACUCGAUUCAAGAUGAUUUGAGAUCAAAGUCUGGGGAUUCUGAAAUAGAGAGACUUCACCGGUUGAGAACUCGACUUGGAAUUCUUGACUCCAAAUUACUACAGAACAAAGUACGGCUUCCAAUUUGUCCGGCAUUUGAUUGUACUGGUGUGAGGAUUGAGGAAUGCAGUGUUUUCAAUUCGAAUGCCAAACCUUUGAAAAUUGUCUUCAGAGGGCUCAACAUGAAUUACUCCAUUAUCCAUAAGCGUGACGAUGACAUGCGACAAGACGCGUUCGUGAUGAAAAUGCUCAAUGAGAUGGACAGAAUUUGGAAGUCAAAUGGCCUCGAUCUCCGUAUGAUCACCUUCCGCAUCAUGCCAGUCGGCUACCGUAGAGGAAUGGGAGAACUUGUGCUCAAUUGUGCAACACUUAUGGAAAUUCAAAAAGAGGAGGGUCUGCGUGGCGUGCUCAACGAUGAGAUUCUACGCAAGUGGCUCAUGAAGCACAAUAGUGACGAGUUUGCCUACAAGGAGGCUCAGGAGAACUUUAUCAGGUCGUGUGCUGGAUGGUGCAUUGUGACGUAUGUUCUUGGUAUUGGAGAUCGGCAUAACGACAAUAUAUUGUUCACGAAGAAUGGACAUGUUUUCCAUAUCGACUUUGGAAAAUAUAUGGGUGAUUGGCAGAUGGCAGCAGGAUUCAGAAGAGAUCGGGUUCCUUUUGUGUUCACCACCGAAAUGUUCCAUGUUAUAAACAACGGAAGAGCUCCAACUCAAUACAACCAGAAGUUUAUCGAUUACUGUUGUAAAGCGUUCAAUCACUUGAGACGCAACAAGAACACACUGACGAAUCUAUUGAGAAUUAUGGCUUGCUCUGACAUUCCUGGCAUCAACAUGGACUCCCUGGCUUUUGUUGAGAAUAAUCUGAUGUUGGACCUCUCGGACACGGACGCCACGGUUCAGUUCACGGCGAUGAUCCAAAACUCGCUGGGCAGCGCAUUUGUUCGUCUCAACUUUGUGGCACAUACCGUUGCGCAGUUCAUCUCGUCGCGACCAAGCUUUUCGAAACAAGACCCGAACAAGCUUAGUUUUGUUCCCGAGCUUUACACUGAAAAUAGCGACGGACGAAUUUCACGUGUGACUGUGUUGAAAUUCGAGAAGCACUGCAUACCCAACAAAAUUUAUAUGUACAAAGUCGAGGUGCAUCGUAAGAAUGUGGCGGUAUCAUCAUUCAUCUAUCGGUCGUUUGCCGAGUUUGAGGAGCUGCAUACAAAGUUGAGAGCAAGAUUCCCUAUGAUGGCAGUGUCGUUGAACACAAUUUCCAAUUUGCGUUCCAAUGUCAGAGCUGUUGCCCAGAAGCGGAUUAUCCACGUGCAGAAGUUUUUGAUCUACCUGUUUAAUCAAGUGGAUGAGAUUUGCCACUGCGACCUGGUCUACACUUUCUUCCAUUCGAUUCUUCGCGACAAUAAGUGCGAUACCUACAUUGACGAGUCGCUCGACAUGCCAUCUCAAUGUCAAAUCUAUUUGAAAAUUGAGUAUAAUAGUGUAAAAGAGACGUUGAGUGUAUUUAUAGGGCAUGCCAAAUAUUUGGCUCUUCUUCAAAAUAACCAGCAACCGGAUCCAUAUGUGAAGACUUAUGUCAGACCGGAUUUGCGUAAUCAAUCGAAACAAAAGACUCAGGUGGUCCGCGGAACUCGUCACCCAACGUUUAAUCAAGAUCUCAACUACACGGAGUUCCCAAUCGAAAUUCUCUCAACUCGGGUUCUCGAAGUGAGCAUCUGGAACAAUGGUGGAUACCUGGUAAAGCACAAAAUGUACAUGUUAUGCAUCCCAUUGCUGAAAGUCAAAAAGCUUGCUGAGAGCCGCAAAAAUUGUCGCACUCUCGAAGGAUGGUUCAACUGUGAAAAAUGUGUCUAAAUGUGUAUUAAAAUGCUGGUAUAUUUUUUUGUUUUGUUUUUCAAAAUUUAUUUCGGAUAUGUAUAUAUGUUUAUUAUUUGGACUUUUUACUUAUCCAAUUUUUUACUGAGUUUUCCACAACACCGUCAUUUUCCAUUUCCUUUCAUCUGUGAUAUAGUAUUUUACUCCAAAUCCAAACAGUACGAAUACUUGUUAGUUUUCAACUUUCAGUUUAUCACAAAGUCUAGUCAAUUCGAUGAGGUAGCUAAUUAUUUGUGAUUUACUUGUGAGAAAAUAAAACGUUAUCUUUUUUUUUUAAUUCUGAAUGCAUUGAAAAAUUUCAAAAAGAAAGAACAUGACUAAAAAUCUAAAACUGUGUAAAACAUUUACAGAAAAACAAACUCUCUAUAAUUUUUAAUUUCAUGAUUAUUUUGUUAUUUUUUAAUAAAACUU